Daphnia pulex (common water flea) is the source of this 3056-nucleotide messenger RNA. RefSeq names its product F-box only protein 25-like. The coding region runs from base 940 to 2478 and encodes 512 amino acids. NCBI's taxonomy places the organism in Eukaryota, Metazoa, Arthropoda, Branchiopoda, Diplostraca, Daphniidae. Gene Ontology annotation, cellular component: SCF ubiquitin ligase complex; nucleus; cytoplasm. The transcript has 8 exons. Gene Ontology annotation, biological process: protein ubiquitination. Gene Ontology annotation, molecular function: protein binding. The record is from RefSeq and is a predicted model, not a curated record.
UCGCGGUUCAUGUGCGCACAAGGCGUCACGAACUCUAUAGGAAUUUUCUCGGAAAAAAAUCAUUGAAUCAGAAAAGAAAAACUUUAUUUUAGAUCAGGGUAAUCAGGGGGUGAUUUUAGACCAGGGUGAUCGAGAUAUACAUUUAGAAAGUGCACCAACAAUUUCCAGCUUCACCAGUUUCAAGCCUUGCACAAAUUUCCCUAUUUCAACAACUGGCUCCUUAUCGUUACUUUUUUUUUUCGUUUUCUCUUUGAAUUCUUCCCACGAGCCAAAUGACCAUAAAAAAAGAUAAACGCAAUUAUCCUCUCUUCUUGGGAUAAAAGUACUGUAAGACAAGAAAGUAAAAGUUGAAAUAUUUCCAAAUAACUCUAUACAAAAACCAAGUUUUUUAAAAAGAUAAAAUUCCCCAAAGUUAUCGACCUCGAUCUUAAUUAUUAUCAAUCCUGAAAUUUACCAAUUAUUUAGUUCAUUAGAAGUAAAAAAAAAAAAAAAGUUGAAUGUAAAAAUGUUUGAAUUGCGCAGCAGGAAAUCACCUAAAUCGAGCAGCAGAUAGGAAAAGUCACAUUGAAUUUUUACCCCCAACUGUUCAGGGGGUGUUGUUGCCUUUCGUUUAUUUUACGAUAGGAGUCGAUCAGCUGUUUUUGGGAAGCCAGUUAUUUGGCAGCGAGCCAUGACGUCACAACGCUCACAACAAAGCCACGUUACACGCGCUGCGAUGUUAGUCAACACAAGUAAAGUCGGGAGUCCCGAGCUCCUGCGCAGACAAAGACCAGCCAGACUCUGAGCCUGACAGUUGCUUCUCUUUCGGCUCUCCAAAAGUCGAAGAAAUUUCAUCGCAAUUAACUUUUCUUUACUGCGACUAAAACAAAAAAUUGAAUUUGUAAAUUUCACAAGUCCAUUUUGAUCGUGCGCUAAUUUACUACGUUUUAAAACAGCGAAAUGCCUUUUUAUGCCAAAGAUUGGCGUUCACCAGGCGAAUCGUGGAUCAAAACGGAAGAUGGCUGGGAGAAGCUGAAAGUCUUGGAAACUAAUCGAAAAAGAUUAAUUACCGACGACGGUGUUUUCUACAGGUCAGUAGAUGAUGACAAAGAAAACUGCGCACUCGAUAACAGCCCGGAACUCGAUAAAACCAAAGGUUGCGUUCCACCUCACUGCCAGAUCACAUUGAAAUGCACAAAAGAGGUGGCGGGUUUCAAUGGGCUGAGCGAUGCCCUGCGUCGCCUGGAUUUCCGCAGCGCCGUUCACGACCACCGACGAUUUCCCUACACGGCCAAAUUGCUGGAAUUGUUGCUCUCCCAGCAUCGCAUCACCAAUCUGUCGGGCUGCGCUCAGAAAUCGGUUCUCAAUGUCCUGGAGGAGAUUGCAGUUCAAGCCCAAGGAAGCCAGCAAAACAUGCACGUUCUAGUCAAAUUGCUGACUGAUUUGCGUACCAUCGUACGAGGUGAUUCGUGGUGGGGAACACCGCUGGGCUCGUCCCAACUCUGGGGCAAACACGUCCGCACUAUCGAUCGUAUAGGCGCCAUUGCUUCCAGCAUUCGUCAUGCCGAGGCAGUUCCUGGCAGUAACGACGGGGAUGAUAAACCGAAAUUCGAGGAUUUGCCAGAGGAAUGCGUCAGGGAGAUCCUGUUUCGGUUGGCCGAUCACCGGGACUUGUUAUCGGCGGCGGAAGCGUGCGGAGUUGUUCAGAAGCUGAGCGCCGAGCAACGCUUAUGGAAACGCCUCUGUCGCUUCCAUUUCACGCCGGUUCAAAUUAGUUUCGCACUCCGGGAGAUACAGAAAGAACGGGAGAAACCUCCGUUGAACGUGACGGCAGCCCUUAACAAGAACAACCGCAGUAGCCGAACGCCCCAUCCUUAUCUGAACCCCAGACGCAGUCCCGUCCGUAGUCACGAUACGGAUUCUUCUAAACCGGAAGAGUUACUGGAUAACGCCUCAUCCGCAGAUACACGCGGACGUGUAUCGAGUGCAUUUCACGAGCAUUUGAAGCGCCACCGUGAAAAUCUAUUGAGUCUGCAAAGUGAAGACCAGGACCAGUCGAGCCAUCAGGUCAUUAACGCCAAUCACAACCGAUUGGUGAGCUUUCAAGACGUCAGGAACCAUUUCGAUCAGCGGGAAAUGUUGGAUAACGAGCCCAGGAUGAGUCCCCGGACGACGAAUCAACUUCCGCCCAGGAGGAAAAAUAACGAGAAAGAUGACGACAUUAGUCAGCAGACUGGUGGUAAUCAGUCUAAUUUGGAAACAGACUGGGAGGAUGUCUUCCAUCGGGCUCGCAGGUUAUUUGGGCUGCGUGAAGACUACGCCGAAAUUCUCCAUCUGUGCCGCAACUGCCGUUGCCUAUUUUGGAAGACGUACGGACAUCCAUGCAUAGUCGAUCAUCAACAGACAGAUAACAAAUCUGAUGAGCCCAGCAGCUGUGACCCAGAAGCUUUUUACGUACCCGUCCCGCCUCAGGCUUUCCUCAAAUUUUUCUCUCUUUAACAAAGAUGACAAUUUCUAUACUAUACUUGUGUACCACAAGGUUUAAAAAAAAGCCUUUUGGUUCGAUUUCGAGUCUUACAGCACCGGAAGACAUUCUUAUAUAUUUUCAAGCCACCCUCCGCAUUCUCUCUAUGAUACAUUUUGGUAUUUUGGCGUAAACUAUUUCUAUUUUGGGAACUCGUCCUUAAAAUGAUGGUGACUCUUUUGGAAUAAGGAAAAGCUUCAAAUCAGAUAUUAUUGCAAGUCCUCGAAGAUCAACUUGAUGAUUUUAUUUUAGCUGUUUUUUAAUAGACAAUCAUUUUUUGAUUUUAUUACUACGUACAGUAUGUUGACCUUACACUGUGAUAGUUUUGUUAGAGUGAUUGAUGGAUCUGUGUACACUUUUUCUUUGGUCGUGCUCGACUUUUUCCCUCUUUUAUUGGUGUCGUCUUUUGAUAUAACCGUCAGUUUGAGCGUCUAGAAAAACUGCACCAUAUCUUCUGUCAUUUUGAUCAUAGUCGUCCAUCACUCAGUUUGUCUCUUAGGAAUCUAAUUUUCGCAGAAAAUCUAAUAGAAUAAACGGUGUUUGAAGAGUCGGA